ACACUCCGACUAUGAAUCUUUGGGCCACGUGCUUUGCAAGUCCAACGUGAUUGGGGCGCUUGUAACCUUUCGUUUGAAACCUGGGGUGGUACAGUGUACGAGUGCGUGCUGACUUCCCGCGUGACAUUACAGGAAAGGAUUUCUUAAAUCACUUGGAUGAUGUUUGUCGCGCGCAGCAUCGCAGCAGAUCACAAAGAUCUGAUCCACGAUGUUUCCUACGAUUUUCACGGACGGAGAAUGGCUACGUGUUCCAGCGACCAAAGCAUUAAGGUAUGGGACAAGGGUGAUGAUGGAGAAUGGAACUGCACAGCUAGCUGGAAAACACACAGUGGCUCGGUUUGGAGAGUGACAUGGGCUCAUCCAGAGUUUGGACAGGUGUUGGCAUCUUGCUCCUUUGAUCGUACUGCAAUAGUAUGGGAGGAAAUUGUUGGCGAGUCCAAUGACAAACAUCGAGGACAAAGCCACUGGAUUAAAAGGACCACACUUGUGGACAGUCGUACCUCUGUGACUGAUGUGAAGUUUGCACCGAAGCACAUGGGUUUGAUGUUGACUACAUGUUCUGCGGAUGGGGUGGUGCGAAUCUAUGAGGCACCUGACGUCAUGAAUCUAAGCCAGUGGUCCCUGCAGCAUGAGAUCUCCUCCAAAUUCCCUUGCUCUUGCAUCUCCUGGAAUCCUUCCAGUUCUCGGGCUCACGCACCUAUGAUUGCUGUAGGUAGUGAUGAAAGCAAUGUGACGUAUGGUGGCAAAGUACAGAUAUAUGAAUAUAAUGAAAUGACAAGAAAAUAUGGCAAAGCUGAGACGCUGGUGACAGUUACAGAUGCAGUACAUGAUGUUGCAUUUGCCCCAAAUCUGGGGCGGUCUUUUCAUGUGCUUGCUGUUGCCACAAAAGAUGUGCGCAUCUUCAAAUUGGUUCCCCUUCGAAAGGCAGAAACCUCUGCUUCGCUCACCAAAUUUGAAGUGCAGGUGCUGGCCCAGUUUGACAGUCAUAACUCUCAGGUGUGGCGUGUGAGUUGGAACAUUACUAGUACACUCCUGGCUUCCUCUGGUGAUGAUGGCUGUGUGAGACUCUGGAAAGCAAACUACAUGGACAAUUGGAAGUGCACGGGUGUUCUAAAGGGAGAUGGUAGUCCUGUGUUUGGGACGUCUAAUCAGCCUGCUGCUCUUAGCACGGUCAUGGGCUCUGCUUCUUUACAGAAUGCUUUCAAUGGGACCACUGGAAGAUAGAUCUUGUAUUUCAGGACCAACAUGAAGAUAUUUGGUGCUCAUGUACUGCACCAUGGAAAAUUGAACUGAUUCCUGGGACCAAUUGAUCGUGCUUGCUGGACAUGUAGAGUGACGGGCACUUACUGUAACACUGGUAUAUAGACGACGAACCGUUAUAUAGUGAGAUUGCCAUUUUGUUGACUUUUGUCAUUGUGUGAUUUCAUUUUCUAUUAUAAAAUUGAAAUAAAAUGGUUUCAAAAUAUA
Misgurnus anguillicaudatus (oriental weatherfish) is the source of this 1467-nucleotide messenger RNA. RefSeq names its product nucleoporin SEH1. The record is from RefSeq and is a predicted model, not a curated record. Gene Ontology annotation, molecular function: structural molecule activity; protein binding. Lineage: Eukaryota; Metazoa; Chordata; Actinopteri; Cypriniformes; Cobitidae. Gene Ontology annotation, biological process: cellular response to amino acid starvation; positive regulation of TORC1 signaling. Gene Ontology annotation, cellular component: nuclear pore outer ring; Seh1-associated complex.